Messenger RNA from Durusdinium trenchii, 927 nucleotides. Lineage: Eukaryota; Dinophyceae; Suessiales; Symbiodiniaceae. The record is from the annotation of a GenBank genome assembly.
AUGCCCAACGAAAUGUUUUGGGUGGCGUUGCUUUUGCAGAUCUCCAUCGUCUUCGCAUCACCAUGCGUUGAUGAUCACAAGUUUUGCAGCACCUGGGCUGAAAUGGGAGAAUGCAAAACUACCAGGCAAUACAUGGAGCGACACUGUGCCAGAUCAUGCGGAUGUACCAAAGCGGUGCCAAAUCUUCCUGAUGAAAGCACAACUUUGACAACGACUGGGUCCACAAGUUCAACGGCAGCUGUGGAUAGCUCUACCGCGACCACUGGAGAAACAUCACAGGCGACAACCACCUCUGCAGACGUGGCAACAGAGGUUUCGACGCCAAAACCCUCAACAAGUUCUGCCAUUGAGCAGACGUCCAAAGCACCGCCUUCUACCACUGAACCAGCAAGGACGACAACGAGGACUCCAUCACCUGCUUGGGCACCAGCGCCUCCUGCCUCCAGUGAAUACAUUCGGAAGGCCAACAAAGACCUUGCCGGCGAUAUGCUGGCUGCAGUGCCAGCGCCGAAGAUUGACGCAUGCAUCGGCAUGUGUGAUGCGACAGCUGGAUGUGAGGGCUUCUCAUUCUACAAGGGCGUGUGCUACAUGAAGGCGGAUCUGAAGGGGACCUUUUCUAAACCAUGGUGUACAACAAUGGUUCGGAAGAAGCCAGAUGACCCAAAGCAGUGCUCCGGUUUUGCAAGUGAGAAGGACAAGGACUUGGCAGGAAUCCUGGUGAAGCCACCGGUGUAUGCUGCAGAAGCAAAUGAAUGCUGCAGUGCCUGCACCGCAAUCCCUGAAUGCCAAGGCUUCUCCUACUUUGAGGAUUUUUGCUACUUGAAAGGCAAUUUGCACGGUACAUAUUCAAAGCCAGGCUGCACAGUCCACAUGAAGAGUUCUGCUCGCCGAUUGGAGAGCGAGUUCGCUCCGGGGAUAUUGGUGUGA